AUGGCAACCAUCGUGGUUUUACGACAGAGAUUGGGCAUGAGGAUUGUAAAUUAUUCACAUCGUUUCAUAAAGCAUCUAUUUACUGAUCAAACGAGCACAAAUUUGGCUGUUGGCAUUUGCCAGGAAGUGGACUGCGAAAAUGCCAGCAUAUCGUUGAGCCUGUCAGUCGGUCGUGGAGAUGGGGAUGUCAGUUUUAUAUGCUUUAACAAGACCAUGUUGCUGGAAGCCUACACCAGUGACGUCAUCAUGUUCGUCCUCAUCGACUCUCUUUCCAUGAAGCCGCUGGAAGCAAAGAAGUUUGAUGUUUCUUCAAGCUUUAAAAGUGCAGUCAAUAUUCCUCACAAUGCUUUUUUCAUAUUGACUACGACACUCAUGACAGAGUUUGUGUUUGCAUAA
This is a messenger RNA of Helobdella robusta, 396 nucleotides long. RefSeq lists its product as hypothetical. The transcript has 6 exons. The record is from RefSeq and is a predicted model, not a curated record. Bases 1 to 396 code for a protein of 131 amino acids. NCBI's taxonomy places the organism in Eukaryota, Metazoa, Annelida, Clitellata, Rhynchobdellida, Glossiphoniidae.